Messenger RNA from Anopheles marshallii, 1362 nucleotides. Its product is annotated as lipase 3-like. NCBI's taxonomy places the organism in Eukaryota, Metazoa, Arthropoda, Insecta, Diptera, Culicidae. Gene Ontology annotation, molecular function: hydrolase activity, acting on ester bonds. The coding region runs from base 1 to 1362 and encodes 453 amino acids. The transcript has 4 exons. The record is from RefSeq and is a predicted model, not a curated record.
AUGACCGUGGUUCGUUACGGUAAUACAAUUCACACCGGCCUUUUGGGUCGCGGUGCGUUCUUUGGUAGGAGUUCUCGCACUACCACACAACGAUGGUUUUGGGUGAUUUGUGUGAUAGUUCUACCGAUCGUGGCGAGUACACGUGAUGCUACCGCCGGGUACGAAAGUGUGUUUGCGAUCGACGAAGAGGACGGCAUGUUGGAGACGUCUGAACUGAUUCACAAAUAUGGAUACCCGAUCGAACGGCACGAAGUCAUCACCGCCGACGGAUACGUGCUGGCGCUAACGAGAAUUCCUUCAAAGGAUAAACCAACCAAUCAUUCGCUUCCGACGCUGCUGGUACAUGGCUUGUUUGCAAGUUCCGCCGAUUUUCUUAUCAUCGGACCCAAAAAUAGUCUUGCCUAUCUGUUGGCCGAUCAGGGUCACGAUGUAUGGUUGGUGGAUAUGCGCGGCAAUCGAUACUCCCGUCGGCACACCAAGCUGCCCUCUGACUCACGAGCGUACUGGGACUUCACCUGGCACGAGAUGGGCUACUACGAUCUACCGGCCACGAUCGAUCACAUCCUGCACGAGACCGGUACAAGGCGUCUCCAUUACAUCGGCGUUUCGCAGGGAACGACCGUGUUCUUCGUGAUGGCUUCCAGUCGACCAGAGUACAACGAGAAAAUCGUUCGCAUGCACGCUCUUUCACCGGCUGUUUAUGUGGAACACGUCCGAAGUCCCAUAUUGCGGUGGUUGGCAGAAAACAGUCUCGCCGUCAAGUGUUUCCUAGACACAAUGGGGCUGUGGCAGGUGUUGCCCCAUAAUGAGGCACAGUACGCACUGCAAAGAACUCUCUGUCCGGCACGCAUUGCGCGGAGUGUUUGUGUCCGAGUGAUGGAACAACUAGUUGGCCCCAAUCCCAAUGGGACGGAUCGGCUGGCACAGCAUGUGAUUGCCGGACACAACCCUUCCGGAACAUCGAGCAAACAGUUGUUACACUUCGCUCAAUUGAACCACGCGGGUCGCUUUCAGCAGUUUGACUACGGCGGAAAGGAGCAGAAUCUCGCCGUCUAUGGACGUGAAGAUCCACCGAGCUACAAUUUGUCUGCCGUCACAGCACCGGUGGUGUUAUUUUACGGUUUAAACGAUUGGGUAGUAGAUCCGGCUAAUGUUGUGAGACUAGCAGCUGAGCUGCCCAAUCUGAGUUCCAUGACCACGGUAGAGGACAAGAACUUUAAUCAUCUGGAUUUUGUGACGGCAAAACGCGUACGUGCGCUUGUGUAUGAUAGGAUAUUGCAAGAACUAGGCGAGUUGAGCCAAGAAGUUAAUCGAGUGUCAUAUUAUAGUGGUCAAAACAAAACUGCGUAUGCCAAGAUCUAG